Molecule: messenger RNA, 798 nt
Organism: Punctularia strigosozonata HHB-11173 SS5
Lineage: Eukaryota; Fungi; Basidiomycota; Agaricomycetes; Corticiales; Punctulariaceae
Exons: 3
Coding region: 1-798 (265 amino acids)
Cellular component (GO): membrane
Molecular function (GO): palmitoyl-(protein) hydrolase activity
Source: RefSeq, a predicted model, not a curated record
AUGCGGCACCAGGCAAACACUGACCCAAGGACGGUGAUCGUGUACUUGCAAGGCAAUGCUGGCAAUCCCCUCCAUCGCAUACCUGUCUUUGAUACACUAUUAUCCUCCUGGCCUGCUGGUUGCGCGAUAGCCAGCGAGCCUGCGCCGCCGGUCAUCAUGGCCGUAGCUCCACGGUCCUACUGGAAAUCCACCAAUAGAUGUCCUACGGAACGUGGGCUUCUGAGUGACUACACUCACGUCCUCCACCAUACUCUCCGACGCUAUUCCUCCGCCGAUAUCAUCCUCUACGGACAUUCCCUUGGCGGGGCCGCUGCCAUCUGCCUUAUGUCACGUCUGCAAGACCCAGCUCCCUGUGACUACUCCCGUAUAAAGGGGCUGAUAAUCGAGAACCCCUUUGCGAGCAUCCCAGGCAUGGUCAGAGCGCUAUACCCUCAGCGAUGGUUGCCCUAUUAUCAUAUGGCGGAACUCGCAUGGGAUCGCUGGGACGCUGUGACCGCCAUGAAGGAGGCUUCGCGUCUUCAUCCAGAACAUCCCCCAGUUCUUGCCCGGCUACAACGUGACAUGAUGCUCCUCCUCAGCGAACGAGACGAGCUGGUUCCGACACUGAUGGGCGAUGCAAUAUGGGAUUCUGCCUUCGCCUGUGACGACGAUGAGAGCGACAGCACAAACCGACUCAAACGAUUUCACGCUCUUCGACGCCGAGUGAUUAUUACUGGUGCAUUACAUGAAAACGCAUGGUCGAAACAGCAAUGGAGCGCGGAGAUCCGCCGUUACAUCAACGAGAUACAAUUCCGAUAG